UUUUUUUUUUUUUUUCAGGAAAGAUUAAUUGAAGACUGGUGCUAUGAGGUACAAAAAGAAAUAGCCGAACAGAAGCCUGAAUUUGCCGUUAUACAUAUUCAAGGAUUAAAAGCGUCACCGGAUCCAGAAGCAUUGUCCCGUAAAAUACUAAAGUGCAUUUUCCAAGAUUCCGAUGAACUUCAAAGGCAGUUUACAGCAAGCCGGGCCUUCUUUGACACUCGUGACACUGGGCUUGGUUCGAUGUACUUCUUCCGGAACAACAGCGAAGUAGAAUCCUUUGACCGUUACAGCAACACGGGAUACAAGCAUCUGCAGGGACAUAAUCACGAUGUUGGAUCACGUGAAUCUGACGGUUUUAUUGCAAAUACAUUCAACACGGCUUCCAGCUCACAAGUCGGUUCCCUCAGAUACGAGGGAGACUUUUAUGCAAUUUUUGCCAAAGCUGAUAUUAUUUUACAGCGAGGCUCCCAUCAAGAUGGUGAAGCGAAAUCUGACGAUCAAGUUACCGGCUACUUGAUGUCAAGGUUUCGAAUUUAUGGAAGAGAUUUCACAUUUGUGAAUUUAUGCCUACACGCUGUACCCUUUGAGGAUGUUAAUGAACUGGUUGAGCAGCCAGAAGUAACAAAAGCUGCAGCAACACGACAAAAACAGAUUGACAUCCUUCUAAAAGAAAUUGAAUCCGAAGGACUAAAGGAUGACUCAAUACUUGCUGCUGGUGCUUUUAAUGCGCAACUUUUUGAAACACAGUUGCUUAGUGAUAUGGCUGAAACUCAACGGGCUAAAAGCUACGCUAAACGAACACCGGAAGGAAAACUUGCUGGUAUUGAACAACGUGACCGACACGGAAGGAGUUUGGUAACAGUGGAAACACAUCGUUUUGAUUUACACUCAAUCCACGACUGGUUCUUCCGUCUUGGCCGUGGACAAAUGGUUAAAAAGUACAACGGUGAACUGUCACAAGUAGUUUUUGGUGGUAAACUUCUUGAAGAGUCUGUUUUCUUCCAGCCAUCACGUCAUUACGGUAUAAAUACAUCAACGAACAAGGAAGAAUACAUGAAAAAUCUAUGUCCAGCCUGGGCAGAUCGUGUUAUGUACAACGAAAAAUUGAAUGAUCUUUUCAGACAUGACUCGUUUUGUGCUUCUGGCCUAUAUUAUGGUUUGGUUGGUGAAAAGAAAUACAUCGGGCAACAUAAGCCAGUUGCCCUUCAUGCGACAAUAUGUCUCAAAUAA
Messenger RNA from Enterobius vermicularis (human pinworm), 1230 nucleotides. Lineage: Eukaryota; Metazoa; Nematoda; Chromadorea; Rhabditida; Oxyuridae. The record is from the annotation of a GenBank genome assembly.